AAACUGACAAAUGCUAUUGCUUCAGUGGUGACAGGUUGUUCAGCUUCUUACAGCCAUCUUCCUUAAAACGAAGGUUAACGCCUUUUUUUUUUUUUUGCCUGAUGGACUCCACAUCGUUUCAGUUCCGAAGGACGUGAAGGAGUACUGUUGCUUUGGUCAUUUUUAAUCUCCUACUUAGGAGUCGUUGUCACUGUGAUUGUGUGCCAGAGUUGGAUUUCAACAUCUGGACGAAUUAGAAAAGCAUGCAAGACAAUACUUCAGAAUCUUCUACUUCAAUAACUCAACUUCUGAGAGAGAGCUAUUUAGCUGAAAACAACCAUCAAGGGAAUAGCGAACGAAGUAGAUCAGAACCAUCUUCACAUUCUUUCCGCACUUCUGGGACUUCGGACGAGGUGGCUGGCCAAGAUGACCUUCCGGAUCUUUCUGCCUUUCUGAGCCAGGAAGAGCUGGAUGAAAGUGUGAACUUGGCAAGGCAAGCCAUCAAUCAAGAUCCUCUCGAGAACAAGCAAGACGAACAACAGAUACACGUCUUUUACCCCUCUGAGUUGAAAAGCUCGGGAAAUACAGUUUCAAACAAACAGCAGUUCCAAUCGACGGCCUCACCAGUUUCAGACAGCAGUCUAAAGAAACAGCCGAUUGGUUCAGAGGCAGAGUCCAAAAAGGAAUUCCUCAACAAGGCAGCGGAUUUUAUCGAGGAGCUUUCUUCUCUUUUCAAAGCACAUAAUUCAAAAAGAAUCAGGCCCAGGACAUGUAAAAACUACAAGAGCAAACUUGAAUCUAAAAAUAAGGCUGCCCAAGAAAAUAGUUCAGGUUUCUCCAAUCUGUCCGAAAACAGAGAGAGGCCUUGUGUUCCAGUACCUCAAGAUUUAGAUAAAGCUGAGCACACAUUUGAAAAGCCAGAUAACCCUCAGGAGGCAGACUUGGAAACUGUAAAUAAAUUAGGAAGUUCAGGGUUAACCACCGAGUUGUCAACCACAUCCUUUUAUUCAGAGGAGCCUAUAGGCCAACCGCCACAUUUUACUCAAAAACUGAAGAGCAGGGAGGUCCCUGAAGGAACCAAAGUGCAGUUGGACUGCAUUGUGGUAGGAAUUCCAGCACCUGAAAUCAGGUGGUACUGUGAAGGAAAAGAGCUUGAAAAUUCGCCAGAUAUUCACUUCAUCCAGUCAGGACAGCUCCAUUCACUGAUCAUCGUUGAAGCUUUCGAAGAAGACACAGGACGUUACUCCUGCUUUGCUUCGAACAUCUAUGGGACAGACUCAACCUCUGCGGAGAUUUAUGUAGAAGGAGCCUCGUCUUCUGAAUCAGAAAGUGACACCAGCAAAGAAGAAAUGGAUCAAUACCCAAACCGCACAAAGAUGUCUUCAAAUGUGCCACCUCCUCCUGUUAAUGCCACGGUCACCCAUCAAGAAGCAGCCAAACCACAACCUUCGAUGAUACAUCCUGUGUCGAUACCUGUCCACCACAGUCAAAGCCCCACUAACUAUUUACAAGGACUGGAUGGAAGACCCAUAAUAGCUGCUCCAGUGUUUACUAAGAUGCUGCAGAACAUAUCAGCCUCUGAAGGUCAGCUGGUUGUGUUUGAAUGCAGAGUGAAAGGAGCUCCUUCUCCAAAGGUUGAGUGGUACAGAGAAGGGACAUUGAUAGAAGACUCUCCAGACUUCAGAAUAUUACAGAAAAAACCUCGCUCUAUGGCUGAGCCAGAGGAGAUUUGCACAUUGGUCAUUGCUGAGGUCUUUUCAGAAGAUUCUGGGAGUUUUACGUGUACCGCAAGCAAUAAGUAUGGGACAGUCUCCAGUAUGGCUCGUCUAAAUGUAAAAGGACCUGAGGACCAGAACAGCAACGCUGCCCUUCAUACUAUAAGUUCAAUCAGUUUAGUUGCUGCUGAGCACCAGCCCCCUGCACCCAUGCCUUCGCUCCCAUUGGUGGAACAGCCUCCAAAACCUAAACUGGAAGGAGUUCUUCUAAACCACAAUGAGCCCCGGUCAAGUUCCAAGAUAGGCCUUCACGUGCACUUUAAGCUGCCGGAAGAUGACAAAGGAAGUGAAGCCUCAUCAGAAAUUGGAGGAGGGCCUACAAAUCAAAUCAGACCAAACUGCUUCCCGGAUAAGAUCAAUGGGCAGAUAUUUAAAAAUCAGGAGCCCAGCUCACCUUCAAAAGAGCCACCUCCGGUGUUGGCGAAACCAAAAUUGGAUUCCACCCAGUUGAAACAGCUACACAACCAGGUCUUGUUUGAGCAGCAGCAAAUUCAACAGCCAUCUCCCCCACCUCCACGGGAGCUGUCAUUCAAUAUUGGCACGUUGAACUCUGCCACUUUGCCUAACCACCAGCAGCAGCAGCAACCGUCAUCAACUACAUACAAGCAGAACAAGGGUCCCCCAACACAGACAUUCACUUACACCCGGCCUAAACAGUUCCUGGCAUCUCAGAACACCACCCCAGUGGCCAGCUCCUCUUCCAGCUCCCCCAUGCCAUCAUUUAGCAAUGCACCUCAAGGAACCCAGAGAACCAACAACAAGGAAAACUUCUUAGGAUCUCCUCCACCAGCCCAGACAAGAUCUCCAGGAGGCUUGACAAACCAAACCGAACAGCCUUUUACAAGUCCCAAAGAACCUGUGUUGCCACCACUGUUGCUUUCUGUGUCUAGCAUGAACCAGUUCCAGCCCCAAAAUAUACCUUCGACACCUCUCUCUCCAACUGGUCGGAUUCAGAACCCAGUCGCCUUCCUCAGCGCAGUUCUUCCUUCACUUCCUUCUACACCCCUAACGAAUGCCAUGGGUCUACCUAAAAGCGCACCGGCUGUAGGAAGCCAGGGAACUUUGAAGAAAAACCUCAGGCCCUCGCAGAUGGCAGCAGAGGAGUCUAUUAGAAAUCAGAAAGCUGCUGUUGUCAAAGACCUGGAGAGAAGACUGUAUUUACGGGAUGAUGCAUUUCCACACAGCCAGCAGAGAACAACCUGUGAUGAAAAUCUGGUUCGCAGGCUUCAGGGACCAAGCAAUGAUAGCCCAAUCUUCAACUUUACAGCUCAGGAUGUAUCCAAGGAAUAUAAAAUUUCCAACUUCGAGCAGAGGCUGAUGAAUGAAAUAGAGUUUCGCCUGGAACGUACUCCAGUGGAUGAAUCCGAUGAUGAAAUUGAACAUGAUGAGAUCCCGACGGGCAAGUGCAUUGCCCCAAUCUUCGACAAGAGACUCAAGCAUUUCCGGGUCUUGGAAGGGUAUCCUGCUACCUUCACUUGCAAAAUUGUUGGAAUCCCUGUACCCAAGGUAUAUUGGUUUAAGGAUGGCACGCAGAUUUCAAAGAAAAAUGAACAUUUCAAGAUGAGCAGAGAGGGUGACGGGACGUGCUCUUUGCAUAUUGAAGCUACUACAAAUGAUGACGAUGGGAACUAUACAUUCAUGGCUGCAAAUCCACAGGGGAGAAUCAGCUGCUCUGGUCACUUGAUGGUUCAGACUCCGCCACGUGGAAGAUUAACAACAGCUAACCAGUCUCACAGGGGAAGAUCCCGUAUACCAGAAGGAGAUAAGGAACCUGUACAGGAGCGCUUUUUCCGGCCAUAUUUUCUACAGGCACCUGGGGACAUGGUGGCUCACGAAGGGCGUCUUUGUAGACUGGACUGCAAGGUGAGUGGGUUACCACCUCCAGACCUCAUGUGGCUUCUGAAUGGCAAGCCUGUAUUACCAGACACCACUCACAAGAUGCUGGUCAGAGAGACUGGAGUCCACUCUUUACUUAUUGAUCCCCUCACACAAAAUGACGCUGGGAUUUACACUUGCCUUGCCACCAACAAAACGGGACAAAAUUCUAUCAGCUUGGAGCUUAGUGUUGUAGAAAAGGAAGUUAAAAAGGCUCCAGUGAUACUGGAGAAGUUACAGAAUUGCGGGGUCCCAGAAGGACAUCCAGUCCGACUAGAAUGCCGAGUGAUUGGAAUGCCACCCCCGAUCUUUUAUUGGAAGAAGGACAAUGAAACCAUCCCACCCAACAGAGAAAGGAUGAGUAUGCAUCAAGAUGCUACAGGGUAUGUUUGCCUUCUGAUUCAGCCUUCUAAAAAAGUGGAUGCUGGUUGGUACACUUUGUCUGCCAAAAAUGAAGCUGGCAUUGUCUCCUGCACUGCUAGACUUGACAUAUAUGCCCAGUGGCAUCAACAGAUCCCUCAGCCAAUAAAGAUUCGCCCUGGUGGCACCCGGUAUGCAAACCUCACGGGGCAAGGACUCGACAUUUUUUCUGCCUUCUCUACUGUUGAGAAUCCAGUGAGGUUUUCAUCAUCAUCCCAGCCUGUGGUAGAAAGUGAAGAACUUUAAAA
Messenger RNA from Elgaria multicarinata webbii, 4297 nucleotides. RefSeq names its product myopalladin (gene MYPN). Bases 243 to 4295 code for a protein of 1350 amino acids. The record is from RefSeq and is a predicted model, not a curated record. NCBI's taxonomy places the organism in Eukaryota, Metazoa, Chordata, Lepidosauria, Squamata, Anguidae. The transcript has 21 exons.